Anoplopoma fimbria (sablefish) is the source of this 1532-nucleotide messenger RNA. RefSeq lists its product as uncharacterized. Bases 333 to 1532 code for a protein of 399 amino acids. The transcript is spliced from 5 exons. Lineage: Eukaryota; Metazoa; Chordata; Actinopteri; Perciformes; Anoplopomatidae. The record is from RefSeq and is a predicted model, not a curated record.
CCGCCGAUACAACAGCAGAGAAGGAGGAAAAAUGUCGCUUUCUGCUGCUCGGACCGUUCUAGGAUCAGUGUCUGUUUUAGGAGCGAACCAGACGGUGAGAAGGGACAGCCUUCAGUAGAGGAGUCCAAGAUUGGAGCCUGCUGUGUGUUGCUUUGAGAGAUAAUAAGCUUCAUAUAGCUGAACAACAAAACUGACUUUGGUUUUUACCGUCGAGAGAGUCAGUUUACCCGGCUUAGGGUAACACUACAUGGGCCUCUAAGGUAACCUGAUCUCCUAAUUAAAGCCCGUGGAGCCUCCUCCCUCGUACAGGAAGCUAACAUUUCAGUGAAGACAUGGACCCAUCUACUAGGAUGGUGGGUCUGGAUGCCCAGGGGAACAUGGUUUUCACUGUGGUAAAACCAGUAAUGGGCAUCUUCCAGGUGUCUUCAGAGCAAACGGGUAGUGUAGCACCAGGAGGCAUAGGGCUGCAGGGUUUAUCCGAAAACACGUUGAUCCUCCCUCAAGUGCAAGGCCAGGCUCCCCUGGACCAGAACCAGAUGGAAAUGCACACCAUGCAGCCUCAUAUUCAGAUGCCCCAGAUGCAGAUUUCUGCCCCAGUCCAGACCGAGGUUGUGUCCCAGAUUCAGGACCCGCCACCAAACUCCAGCACAAAUCCAGAAUCCGCUACCCACAUGCCUUUUGCAGAGGUGUCGUCACUCCUGGAUCCCAACAUGAAAGGAUCCAAGGCCCGGAAAUAUCUCAUCUCGUAUGAUGAAAUUAAACGGCGCCUGCAGGCCCCGGAGAAGAUGUCCCUGCGCUCCUUGGCGGCCUACACUCGGGUCAGCAGAGGCCCGGCCAGCAAGAAAACACUCCUGGAGUCUCUGAACGUUCUCGGCCUCACGCCAAGCACAACGACCUCUGUGUCCUCCUCUUUCUCCAAACUCACUGAAGGCGACACCGGGACUUUGUGUGACGACAUGAAGGACUUCUCCCAUGACUACAUCGACUACAGCAACAUGGCCAAACAUCUCAUCCCCGAGACAAACACAGUUCAACACUGGUCCAAAAUUAUUGAAACUAAGAACCACCUGGAGGAUAUGAGAAAAUGUUUCAAGGACCCGGUCAACAGCGGAGCGUUUGACAGCGUCACUCACGGCCUGGGUUUGGGAAUGCUGGACGUCGCGCUGGACAUGAUCAUUAUGGUGAUUGAGCAGCAGAUCCGGAUCCUGUCGGGGGCAGCGGCGUCAGACCCGCCUGACUCCGGUCCGCCAAUGCGGCGUAUCCGCAGGCGCCACCGCAAAACCCGCUCGACCGACAACGAGAACCCCCACAAGGUCUCCGGAGGGGUCAAAGAGCCGGGGAAGGUCGUUUCAAAAGGCAAAGGGCGAGGCCGGGCCAGGAAGAAGAUAAGGCAGGAAGCUGGAGCUGCUGUUCCCAUGGAAACCCAAACAGAACAAUGUAAGCCGGAUGAUGUGGAGAAUAACGUCCUAACCCUGGUGUCUGUUGGAUAUGAGACCGUUUCCAGUGAACUCAAUGUAGCGGGGACUGUUUGA